AUGGCUAUUCUACAGAGUCCUCACAAAAAACUGACCCUCAGCGGAAUCUGUGACUUCAUCAGCAAUAAAUUCCCUUAUUAUAAGGACAAAUUUCCAGCCUGGCAAAACUCCAUUAGGCACAACCUAUCCCUCAAUGACUGCUUUAUCAAGAUCCCCAGGGAACCAGGCAACCCAGGCAAGGGAAACUACUGGACCCUGGACCCAGCUUCAGAAGACAUGUUUGAUAAUGGAAGUUUCCUCAGGAGAGGAGGAAACGCUUUAAAAGACACCACAACGAAUUCAUCAAAGAUAGCUUGA
This is a messenger RNA of Staurois parvus, 297 nucleotides long. The record is from the annotation of a GenBank genome assembly. NCBI's taxonomy places the organism in Eukaryota, Metazoa, Chordata, Amphibia, Anura, Ranidae.